This is a messenger RNA of Prunus armeniaca (apricot), 681 nucleotides long. The record is from the annotation of a GenBank genome assembly. Lineage: Eukaryota; Viridiplantae; Streptophyta; Magnoliopsida; Rosales; Rosaceae.
AUGAAUCCAAAGAAGUGCGCGUUUGGAGUUUCAUCCGGCAAAUUCUUGGGGUUUCAAGUACACCAGCGUGGCAUAGAUGUGGAUCUUGAAAAAACUAGAGCCAUCAACUCCCUUGCACCCCCUAGAAACCCAAAAGAAUUGAAAAACUUUAUGGGAAGACUAUCGUAUAUUCGACGCUUCAUCCCAGGUCUUGCUGCCACCAUGAGUGCUUUUACUCCAUUGCUCAAGAAAGGCAAGCCGUAUGAAUGGAGUGAGAAGUGCCAAGAAGCUUACAAGAAAGUGCAACAAAUAAUCACCAAGCUGCCCACUAUGAGAGCACCUAUUCCUGCGCUUCCUCUCAAGCUUUAUUUGGCUGCAACAAACACAACGGUGGGGGCUUUGCUUGCUCAAGAUGAUCAUGGCGGGGAAGAAAGUCCCAUUAUUACGCUGGUGUUAUCCGGACGCCUUGCACGUUGGUUGCUACAACUGUCCGAGUUUGAUAUCACCUGCACCACCCCAAAAGCCAUCAAAGGACAAGCCGUGAUUGACAUGCUGGCUCUAUUUCCCGAAGUUGAAGAAUCAACAAUCUCUAAGGAAGUUCUGGGGGAGCUGCCAGAAAUGGUUGUUGUAGUCACAGAGGCGGGACCAUGGACCCUCUUCUUCGAUGGGUCUUCUACAUCGAAGGGUGGAGGGGCAGUGUAG